ACCCCACCAAAAGUGGUGACUUGUGAAGUAACUUGGCUUCCCAUCAUCAUCACGAUCGAUGGACAUAAUUUUGAUGAAAAGCUUGAAGCUCAUCAUGGUUGAAGCGCAAUCAUGGUCAUGAUACAAUAUUUAUAUCCUUUUUCUACUCUGUGAUUAUUGUCAUUUCUACAAUGAGUACAAUCAAUCGAUCGAAAUGGAAGCCGACAGCGAAGUGUUUCGGGUGCGCGUCGACUUGCGGCGGGUGUGCAGCGACGAGCGGUCGCGGGUGGUGCUGGGCGUGCCUCGCGGCGGGCGGGGCCGCGUGCGCUGGCUGGCGCGGCGGGUGCGCGCGCUGCUGGCCCGGCCCGCCGCGCGCCUGGCGCUGCUGCUGGACGGACACCUGCUGCCCGAGACCGAGCCGCUGGCGCUGCUGCGGCCCGGCGACGAGCUCACAGUGAUACCAGUGCAGGGAAAGUGGGAUCCAAGUGGGGAGGAGGGUGGUUGGAGUAGUGGCACUGAAGCAGACUCUACUCUGGCUUCACCUCCUCACAAGCGCACUCGGAAUGACACUCAAGAGAAGGAAGAACUACUGCGGCGUGAGAAAAUGCGAGCUCUGGAACUGCUGGAUGCUGUGUCUGCAGCCCCUCUAGUACCUGCUGCAUCACCACCAGCAGACAUCGUAGCCGCUCCUCCGGAACCCAUAGAACCACCCCCUCCAGCGGCCAUCCUACCAGCUGCCGAGCCUGACCCUCUCCCACUUGCACCAUAUGCAAUGGACCAAGUGCCCACAAAUGAGCCCCUGCCAAGAGUACGCGCGCGCCGCCGUCGCAGACGACGAAGGCCACUGCAACCUGAAUGCAACUUGAUUCAGGAUAGCUCCAUGGAUCAAGAACAAGAGGCUUCAGAAGAUUCUUAUGGUUCAAACAUGCAACAGCAUGAAGGUGCAGUAUUGCCCAAGUCUACCUCCGCAAAAGCGGUUUCAGAGGAUAACAUUAUUAAUACACUACAAGCUGAAGAAUCACGAAACAAAAAGGUAGUGUUUCACGACGCUGGUGACGAUUCUGGUGACCCCACAAGCCCACGUGAUUGCCCAGAUUCAAUAGACUUCACAAACGCACCUAAUUGCCCAGAUGCGCGAGACCUCAUGACCGCCCGUGUCUGUAUAAAAGCCAAUGAAGGCACAGCUCCGGCUCCCUCCAAAGAUUUCGGUGAAGUGCUGCAUCCCUCAGCCUCGCUGGACGUGCCCGACGGCGCGGUGGCGGCGGCGGCGGCUGCCAGGAGUGCGCGCCGUGGCCGAAUUAUUCACGCUAUUGACUCAUCAAGUUCUUGAUCUAAUUUUUAGGUAUUUUUUAAUAAAAUAUUAAAGUUUUUGUAA
This is a messenger RNA of Plutella xylostella (diamondback moth), 1354 nucleotides long. Lineage: Eukaryota; Metazoa; Arthropoda; Insecta; Lepidoptera; Plutellidae. The record is from RefSeq and is a predicted model, not a curated record.